AUGUGGCCGUAUAGGGGGGCCAGAGCCACUGCUAGGAUCGAGGACGGAACGGCGGCAAGAGUUGGAGGACCGACGCCGAGCCCAAAGUUCGGCGCGCACACGGCAUGGAAGCACUUCUUCCAGAUGGUCGCGCUGGGCGGCGGGCCCGGCCCUCACCAGCAACAGAUCCGUGCGCGCCACCAGCAUAGCAAGUCGGAGCAGCUCAAGACGGACCUCGACUACGAGACGACCACGGCCACCUUCAGCGACGACUUGAGCGAGGCCACCUCCCCGAUCGACACCCUCCGAGCCGCCCCCUUCUCUCUCAACUACCACCCCGACUUGCCCUUGCUCAAAGACUCAACGCACAGGCAUAUCGAGCGCAUGUUCACCUCUCUCCGCGGCCGGGAAGGAGACUACAUAACCCGCGAAAAGCUGGAGGAGUUCCUUGUCGAGUCACAGGGCGGCCUCGUCCGUCCACUCGAGAAGGAGAAAUACAGCUUAGGUGACUUCGUCUACGUCUGGCUGCACGACUACAGCGUCGCCCUGAAGCCGGCCGCCAAGAAGGACCUGUCGAAACCCAUAACGAACUACUUCAUCAGCAGCAGCCACAACACAUACAUCGGACUCGGCAACCAGCUCAGCGGCGAGGUGUCUGCGGACGCGUACCGGUCGGUCCUGGAGGAUGAUUGCCGCUGCGUGGAGAUCGACGUCUGGAACGGCGAGGGAUACACGGAAAGGCCCAGGACGCCCACCCCCAGCAGGUCGAAAUCGCCGAGGCGCGACGUGCACAAGCACAAGAGGAACCCCUCCACCCUCUCAACGAGCUCCAUCCACUCUCUCCCGGCGGCAGCGCAGUCAUUUGCAGAAAAGAUCGACCAGAAGUGGCACGAGCUGGCAUCGAGGAGGCAUGACCGCACACACAGCUCCAAGGUCAGCCUCGCCAGCGCCAGCCUGAGCUCGCUGCACCUGGCGCUGCCCGCCGCGAGCCACAGCUCAACGUCUCUCGACCCGGGUGACCUGCUGGACCCGAACGACCCCACCCCGCCCCUGCGCCACGUGCGCUCGGCCGAGGGCCUGAGGCUGAAGGCGCAGGAGUCCAGGUCGCGGUCACGAUCAAGGUCGAGGGAGCCGCGUGGUCGCAGAAUAGAGCCGGAGGUGACGCACGCCCACACCGUUCAGGGGCUGGGCGACUUGGGCCUCGCAAAGCGCAUCCCCUUGCGCGAGGUGUGCCGGGUCAUCAAAGAGUCGGCAUUCAAGACGAACAAACUGCCCCUCGUCAUCAGCCUUGAGGUCCACGCCACGGGCGAGCAGCAGGACAUGAUAGUCGAGAUUAUGAAGGAGGAGUGGGGCGAUCAUCUUCUGGAUGAGCCACUCCAAGGGUGCGACCCAAGUGCGCGGCCGCCGAGACUUGAGGAGCUCAUGGAGAAGAUUCUCGUGAAGGUGAAGAAGGCAGCACCGACGGGCUACACCAUGCAGAAGGGGGGCAGUCAGCUCACAGUGCCUACGAGCACGUGGCACGAUGAGGACGGGUCAGCAUCAGAGGAUGAAAGGUUGACACUCGCGGGAGAGACCAGGACAGAAACUGGGGAGCUCGUCCAGGCGGUCAAAACUUCCAAGUCGCUCAUCCGCGAGACCCUCGGGAAGCUGGCCAUCUACACAUACAGCGAGCAUUACAAGGACUUCUCCGCGCCGGCGGCCAAGUCACCCUCGCACAUCUUCUCCAUCGACGAGUACAAGAUACUGAAGCUGCAUCAAAGCAAGCACCGCGAGAUGUUCACGCACAACCGUGACUUCUUCAUGCGCGCGUACCCGCACUCGACCCGCGUCAGCUCGACCAACCUCGACCCCUCGAUUUACUGGCGGAAGGGGGUCCAGAUGGUGGCCCUGAACUGGCAGCGGGCGCACGUCGACGAGGCCAUCAUGCUCAACAGCGCCAUGUUCGAGUCCGAGCAGGGCUGGGUGCUCAAACCCCAAGGCUAUCUGAGCGGCGACAAGACGACGUCGCAGGCCGAGGCUGGGCAACGCCGGGCGCUGAUAUUUCGCGUCACAAUCCUCGCAGGGCAGCUUCUGCCGUUGCCUGGGGAGCGCGACGACACCAGCAGCAAUGCCAGCACCGUGUCGAGCGUCAGCACGUCUGCCAGCACCGCGUUCCAGCCGCUGGUCAAGUGCGAGCUGCAUGUCGAGACGCCCGAGGAGCUUACUGAGAAGAAGGCCAUCAAAAGCGGCCUCGUCCAGGAUGGCCAACACAAGAUGCAGACCAGGAGCAGCGAGACGGAGAACCCUGACUGGGGCAUGGGCCAAGAGCUCAAGUUCCCCCGGAUAGACAGGGUCGUGGAGGAACUCAGCUUCGUAAGAUCCCUUCCGCAAAUCAAGAACGACUACCCAUGUUACGUGCAUGAGAUAGGUCAUAUGCUAAUGCUUCACCAAAUCAAAAGGUUCAAGAUCGAGGACGAGGGGCUUGUUAAAGACAAGCUGGCCGCAUGGGCCUGCAUCAGACUUGAUCGGUUGCAAUCAGGGUAUCGAUUCAUCGACCUGAAGGAUGCUCACGGCAGGCCCAGUGCUGGGAAACUGCUAGUGAACAUCGAGAAGAAGUUCCGAUAA
This is a messenger RNA of Diaporthe citri, 2583 nucleotides long. RefSeq lists its product as uncharacterized. The coding region runs from base 1 to 2583 and encodes 860 amino acids. NCBI's taxonomy places the organism in Eukaryota, Fungi, Ascomycota, Sordariomycetes, Diaporthales, Diaporthaceae. Gene Ontology annotation, biological process: lipid metabolic process; phosphatidylinositol-mediated signaling. The transcript is spliced from 2 exons. The record is from RefSeq and is a predicted model, not a curated record. Gene Ontology annotation, molecular function: phosphatidylinositol-4,5-bisphosphate phospholipase C activity.